Molecule: messenger RNA, 2403 nt
Organism: Etheostoma cragini (Arkansas darter)
Lineage: Eukaryota; Metazoa; Chordata; Actinopteri; Perciformes; Percidae
Gene: vps37ba
Product: VPS37B subunit of ESCRT-I a
Exons: 4
Coding region: 111-971 (286 amino acids)
Biological process (GO): protein targeting to membrane; ubiquitin-dependent protein catabolic process via the multivesicular body sorting pathway; protein targeting to vacuole
Cellular component (GO): ESCRT I complex
Source: RefSeq, a predicted model, not a curated record
UGCACGGGGCCUGUAACUACUUCCUGUAAGGGAAGCCCAGUCAGCUGUCACAAUCUGUGAAAGGCGAGAAGAGGGAUCACAGGCGAAGAGAAACACAACUAGAGCUAAAAAUGUCUAGUUUUUUCAACAAGUUUAGUGCUUACACGAUGGCUCAACUCAACGAAAUUCUGGAGGACGAUGAAAAACUUACAAAAAUGGUACAGGAGAUAGAUGAGAUGCAGGAAGUUCAGCAAAGCAAAGAGCAGACACUGGCCAACAACCGAACCCUGGCAGAGCAAAACCUCGUCCUGCAGCCCAGACUGGAGCACAACAAAGAGGAGCUCACCAAGCGCUACAGCUGUCUCCAAGAGAGAUUUGAGUCCUAUCAGCUUCGCAAAUCCACCCUAGACCACAAGUCAGGAAACACCUCCCUGGACCUUUUGCUGGCCUUGCUGCAGGCGGAGGGAGCCAAAAUAGAAGAGGAGACAGAGAAUAUGGCUGAUUCAUUCCUGGAUGGUGACAUGACCCUGGAUUCCUUCAUCGACGCCUACCAGAGCAACAGAAAGCUGGCCCACUUGAGAAGGGUGAAGAUCGAGAAGCUGCAGGAGAUGGUGCUGAACGGGCAGCGCCUCCCCCAGGCGUCUGUCCCUACUUCCCGAUCUCAGGAUGUGUUUGCAGCAGCCAGAACCUCAACCUCCAGCCUGCUCAACGAUGCCGGCAGCAGCUCUUCCCCAGUCGCCCAGCCGAGGAGGAAACCCCCACUUCCUCCAUCCCAGCCGGCCCCAAUUCUAAAUCCACCUCCAACCGCUGCCCCCCAGCCUUCUGUUUUCUACUCAGUAUCGCCAUACCCGCCGAUUCCUCCCAGAACAGGCCAACCAUUCCCCAACGUCUCCUCUGGCUACCCCACCCACCUACUAUCUCAGUAUCCCCCAGCUUUGCCUCAGAGGCCCCCACCCCAGAUGGCCCCGCAGCCUGGCUUCAUCAUGCAGUAAAUACAUGUAGUUACCACUCAGAGGACACAGUUUGUGUCGUGGACUUUUCAUUCCUGGAACUCCUCUUGAGAACUAUUUUUCUAUGAUGUCUGGCUUCAAAUAUGACCAAUAACGCAAGAAGGCGGACCUGCACAGGUUGAGGUGGUCAUGUUUGGCUGAAGCAGAUCUCCAAUAAUGUCUGUGGAUUCGUGGUCAUCUCUCACUCCCAUAACACUCCCAACAACAAAACGUGACGAGAUCGGCCUCGACUCUCUCAAACCUGAGUCCCUUCAGGGGAAAGGUCCAGUGCAGGCUGCUGUAGUCAGUCAGAGUCCGUCUAUGGGUCACUGGGCUGGGACUUGUCAUUUAUCAGCACCUUAUUUCUCCUGGCAGUGCCCUCAGCUCUGCAUGCCCGUUAGUUCCCCUCUCUUACCUCCCUUCAAACAAGCUCUUCAAGCUUUCAUGGAACACUAAAGUCAUUCAAAACAGGGUUUGAUUAUUCAUUUCUAUCUGCAGCAUACUAAUUUACUGGUAAUGUAUAUGCAAGCAAAGAGAGACCCUUAUUACUGUGCAGUGAUCCCAGAAUAUAUUCAGGCGAAACUGCAUCAAUGCUGUGAUGUUUUUUUGUUUGUUUCUUUUUUAUUAUAAAAAUUCACACGGUACAUAGAAAUAUUUGAGUGUCUGCAUCUUUUUAUGUUCUAGUACUAAUGGAGUUAUGUUAAUGAUAGCCAGGAUAAACUGAUUAACAUGUGUAAAGGAGGGCUUUGGUUGGUGUAUCUCUUCUUCAGUACGUGGAUGUGUCUCGAGAGUCCGGACCUGCCUGGUCCAAGAUGGCUGACUGUUGUACUUGGUCCAUCUCGGAGCAAAAGUCAAAAAGGGAGUUGAAGGAGAGAACCAGUGGCUAAAAUAGGGUAACAAAUGACUAGGCCUGUUGAGCCUUGCCUGAAAUGAAGGAUCUCUUGUAUAGCCAUACAGUACUUGUCUGUGUGUUGUUUUCUGUGGGUUCCUGUUGUAAUGCAACACUCCUUUUUAUAAUGUUCUUUGUCUUAAACUCGAUUGGGAUUGGAGAUGAUGCCAACAUUUCUUCUGGAUCUCAUAUGGUCCUGUUCAGUUUUCUGUCACACUGAGCACCAAAGAUUUCCCACAUCACUCUGUGUUCAAACUUUUUUGCUACAGUCUUUUUUUUUUUCUUCUUUUUUUUAUGCAAGUAAGAUAAUCUACUAUUGUUCCCAAAAUAUCUGUUUUGUGAUGUUGAGCUCAAACACUCUGUGAACAUGCAAGCAAGAUUUCUUCAAAAGGAACUUGCGAUGUCAACCUGGCUUUGGGAGGAAAAUUCCCUUUUUUAUUCCUCCCAAGUGCUGUAGCUGUGCACUGUUGAAGAGCCGUGAGUGCCUACACUUGAAGUGACGUUGAUCACGUCCUGCUGACUACUCCAUGAUUCUGUAUGCUCCGC